AUGAAACAAAAAAAUUCAAUAAAAAUUCUUGUUUUUCCUUUAUAUAGAGAAUUAAAACGUAUAGCAUAUCAUCCAAUUAUAUUUAUAAUAACUGAUAAUAGUUCAUUAUCAACAUCUAAUAAUCCUAAUGUAUUAUUUUCAUUAUCAAUUAUUGAUGAAUUUAAAAUUGAACAGAUCAGUUUUAAUCCAAUUGCACCAACUUAUAUGAAAAAAGCUCUUGAAUUAAUUAUUCAUCAAGCAUCUUUAUUAAAAUUAAAACCCCCAUCACGUGAUUGCAUUCAUGAUAUUAUUCAAACAGCAAAUGGUGAUCUUCGUUUAGCAAUUAAUACAUUACAAUUUUCUAAUUCAGAAGAAAAUUCAACAGACGAAAAUACAAAAAAUCAACCUGAAAAUCUUAUUGAACAAUGUCAUAUAUCAGCACCGACAUUUAUUGGUUUUUUAUUUGAAAAUUAUAUUGAUUUUUAUUCGACCAUUGAUGAUGCAGCUCAAUUAUGUGAUCAUCUUAGUUUAACUGAAUAUAUUCUUAAUGAAUGGGAGUCACGUUUACAACUUUCAUCAAUAUCGUCAAGUAUAGCUUGUCGAGCAGUACGUUUAUGUAAUUCCGUUCCAAUUAACCGAGGUUUCAAACCUUUACGUAAACCACAAGAUAAUGAUGUUAGAACAAGAAUACAAAAAAAUCGAACAUUAUUGUCAACAAAUAAACUAUAUUAUGGUUGUUCAGAAGAAGAAUAUUUUUCGACUGUUUUACCAUAUCAAGCAUUUCUACUAAAAAUUUCAAAAUCUUCAACAACAAAUGCAACAAAUCGUUCGAUUCUGGACAUUGGUUUUAUUGACCGAUAUACAAAAAAAUGGAAUGAUAAUAAUUCAAUGGUAACUGAAAAGAAUAGUUCAAUUGCACUUCUUAGUGAUAAUAAUAAUAUUCAAACAGAUGAAACAUCUUUUAAUUUUUCUGUUAUUCAUGCAACAACAAUUAAAUUAAAUGAACUUGAAUAUGAUGAUAACAUUGAUAUAGAUACAAUUGAUGAUUAA
Messenger RNA from Rotaria sp. Silwood1, 1029 nucleotides. Lineage: Eukaryota; Metazoa; Rotifera; Eurotatoria; Philodinida; Philodinidae. The record is from the annotation of a GenBank genome assembly.